Molecule: messenger RNA, 3017 nt
Organism: Trematomus bernacchii (emerald rockcod)
Lineage: Eukaryota; Metazoa; Chordata; Actinopteri; Perciformes; Nototheniidae
Gene: foxred2
Product: FAD-dependent oxidoreductase domain containing 2
Exons: 10
Coding region: 308-2353 (681 amino acids)
Molecular function (GO): monooxygenase activity; flavin adenine dinucleotide binding
Source: RefSeq, a predicted model, not a curated record
AUACACACAAACACACACACACAUACACACACACACACACACACACACACACACACACACACUUUAAAAUGCUCCACAGUAAACAUGUAGACUUCAUACAUGCUGAACUACACAUGCUGCGUUCAAGGGAUCGCCUGAUGUAAAAGGUAAUGGUGUGUUUAUGGAUCAUAACUCCGGACACUCAUCUGUUCACCGGUCGAUGGCAGAGCCGCAUCCCCAGGAGAGGCACUAACCGUCGGCUGGAGAGCUGCUGCACACCCGGGGGAUUACAUGCUGUCUAAAUGCACGUUUACACCUAUUUAAAGUAAUGGAUUCAAACCUCCCUUGUUUAAUCCUCCUCCUCUUGAUUGGCUGUGUGAAAUGCUCGUCUGAUAACCAACACAAUGGCAGCCGGCGCUUUGGUUACUGUGUGCUGGGAGCCGGGCCUGCAGGGCUGCAGAUGGGCUUCUUCCUGUCCAAGGCCAAAAGAGACUACAUCAUCCUGGAGAGGAACUCAGGACCGGGCAGCUUCUUUAACAAGUAUCCCCGGCACAGGAAGCUCAUCAGCAUCAACAAGAUCCACACAGGAAGGCAGAACCGAGAGUUCAACCUGCGCCACGACUGGAACUCGCUGCUGAGCGAUCACCCCGACCUCCUGAUGAAGAGAGUGAGCUCUGAGUUUUACCCGCCGGCCGACGCCUUCCCCCUCUACCUGUCCAUGUUUGAGAAGGAGCUCGGGCUGAGGGUCCGGUACGGUGUGGACAUCGGGAGGAUCAGGGCGGUGCAGUCGCCCAAAAACAGGAGCUACAUCCUGACGGACCAACAUGCUGCAGACUACACAUGCAGCGUCCUCCUGGUGGCCACAGGUUUGUGGGUUCCUCAGAAGGUGGAGUUUGUGGGUUCUGACCUGGUUGAAGGCUACGAGUCCAUCUCCACCGAUCCUGAGGACUACAAGGACCAGGCCGUCCUUAUUCUGGGGAAGGGGAACUCGGCCUUUGAAACGGCCCAGAGCAUCUUGGGAAGAGCGAGCAAGGUCCACAUGCUGAGCUCCAGCCCGGUCCGACUGGCCUGGCAAACACAUUAUGUCGGAGAUCUCAGAGCUGUGAAUAAUGACCUUAUCGACACAUAUCAGCUGAAGUCUCUAGAUGGGUUGGCGGAGGCUCGUCUGGACAAAAUAGGCAUCACUCAACGAAAAGAGAAGAGCAGCAGGAGAGCGGGCGCUCAGAAUAAAGCGAAGUUAUACCUGACUCUAAAGAAGCACAUUCAACACCAGGAGAAGAAGAACGGCUCUGACGUGUCAGGAGAGGAAAUGCCAGGGUAUCACAUCGAUAACUUCUCCAUGCGAAAGCCCUACGACCGAGUGAUUCGAUGCCUCGGGUUCAGAUUCAACUUCAGCGUGUUUGACAGCUCUGCCUGCCCUCCCAUCAGUGACAAUGCUAAAGGCAGGUUGCCCAGUGUGACGCCGUGGUAUGAAGGGAUGAACACCCCCGGCCUGUUUGUUCUGGGAACAGCUGCUCACUCCAGAGACUACCGCUCAUCUGCGGGCGGCUUCGUCCAUGGUUUCCGUUACACAGUGCGAGCCGUACAUCGCGUACUUGAACAGCGUUACCAUAGUAACCUGUGGCCGUCGACAAAACUGUUGACGACGCAGCUGCAGUCCUGGAUGCUGAAGCGACUCAGCGAAGCUUCCGGGCCGUACCAAAUGUUUCAGGUGCUGGGGGACGUUGUACUUCUUCGAGGCUCUCACUGUGAAUACGUGGAAGAGUUUACUCUCCAGGCUCUGCCUCAGUUCUCCUCUGUCUCGGGCCACGAGGUCUCCGAACAUGGGCUGAUAGUCCUGGUGAUGCAGUACGGGAACAACAAGAUCGACUUUCUGGGGCGGAGCAGGGCCGAAACAGACUGGACCAAAGCCUGGAAAUCCAACUUCCUGCACCCUGUUUUAUACUACUACGACACACUUCCUACUGAGGAAGACAUGAGGCUGCGUCCCACUGGCUGGCCGUUACCGAGGCCCAAAGCGAUGCAUCACAUGGUGGAGGACUUCCUCGCAGAAUGGGACACUCCAAUUUCUCAUAUCCAGCCUCUGCGGCGCUUCCUGGAGCAUUGUGUCCAGACUGACCUCAGGGCCUUCUAUGCUGAAUCCUGUUUCCGCUCCUCCCUAACCCACCGCAAGCCGCCGCUGUUUUGUCAGCAGGGAUACUUGAAGCGGCAGGGAGUCGCUCACAACACUCAGCUGUGGCAGCAGGUUCACGGCGCCGCACUGAUGCCUACUGACCAGGAAACGGGAAAAACAUCCGGGUCCGACCCUGCGUUCCCAAACUACCUGGCACAAGCUGGAGCCUCCGUGUCUUCAGGACUGAAACUAGACUUCUGAUUGUUUUUACUCAUGCGUGAUAAAGCUAUGCCUGAGAUGCUGUUAAGGACCCUCAGCCUUGCUACCUCCAGCAUCCAUAAUGAUUCUGUCCAUAAAACCAAAUACCUUGACAGAAUAACAUCCUACUGAUCACUGGUUCCAAAAGUUGUCGGCUUGUAACCCUUUAAAAUAAGGCAUGUAUAAUAACAAACGUAAUGUAAAUGUCUCACACUUGACCAUUUCAACCAAAGAGUGAUUUUCUUUUCUUUAUUUUGAUAUUAAGGGGUCCAAAGAAGUAAUAUUAUCCAGUAAUUCACAAGAAAAACAGCAAAGAUUAGUCCAUAAAAAACAUAAUGUGUGUGCAACAGAUGAAUUGUGUGUUUCCUUUUUUAAUAAUAUCUCACAGCCCCUCCAACGUCAUCAUAAUGCGACCUGUUGGGGACCCCACCCCCCAUGUUGGAAAUCACUGCUUAUCACUGGAGCAGCACAUUGCCCCUUGAAUGUUCCCUUAUUGUUGUUCCUUAUAAAAUAUGUAAGUGCUUUAUAUAUAACCAUUUUCAUAUCAUGUAAAUCUGAACUAUCUGAAGCUUUAUAGGUGGAGGGUGGGUGUUACACAACGAUUAUGCAUUCUACAUUUUACAUGACGUUACCUGAUGAAACGUAUAUUAAAGACACUGUUUUUAAA